AAACAAUAAUAUAUGAAACACAGAAUACAGUUAGAGAAUAUUGUAGUGUUAAUGAAAUUAAUAUAAAAUAAUAAUGCUUGUUAACAUUUCAGCCACCAAAGGGAGGAAAAGGUGGGGGAAAAAAAGCCGUUGCGAUCAUCAUAGAUGGGGUGGAUACAUCAGAAAUGACCCGCGAGAAACUAGAACAAUUCACAUUGAAAGUUAAAGAAGAAUUGGACAAAGAGAGAGAAGAGAGAAACUACUUUCAGUUGGAAAGAGACAAAAUACGUACAUUCUGGGAAAUUACUCGUCAACAAUUAGAAGAAGCGAAAGCGGAAUUGAGGAAUAAAGAACGGGCUACCGAAGAAGCUCAGGAAGAGAAUGAGGCGCUUCUGGAAACGGAGAAGCAAAAAAUCAAGCAUUUGAAGUAUGAACAACAGGCUGCUUGCGCUGCCCUCAGAGCAGAAAACUUAGUUGCGUUAAAAGCAGCCAAGGAAGAACAUACAGAACAAGAACUGGAACUUCUGAAUGACAAAAGAGCUCUACGUCAGGACAUGAGAGAGAAGAUGUUGGCAGCUCAAGACGAGCUCAGGAGAGCCAAGUUAAUUCAUGCGGAGGAACUUUCCAAAACUAGGUCUGUAUUUGAGGAGAAAACACGACAGAUCGAAGAGAAAGCUGAUAAGAAACUACAAGAAACCAAAGUGGAGUUAACGGUUAAGCACAGGACAGAGAUAGGUGAAGUUGAAGAAAGAAAGAACAAACAGUUAUCUGAGUUGAUCGCUCAUCACGAAAGGGCUUUCUCGGAUCUAAAAAAUUAUUAUAACGACAUCACCUUGAAUAACUUGGGUCUUAUAAGCAGCUUGAAACAGCAGAUGGAAGAUAUGCAGAAAGUAAAAGAACGAGCCGAGAAGAUAGCGCGAGAUGCUGUGGCCGAGUCGAAGAGCUUAAGAGAACCUCUGGAGGCGGCGAUUGUGGACAAUAAGGAGUUGAAGAGGCAGAUGUCAAACUAUGAUAGAGAUAAGGCUGCGUUGGCUGCGAAAACAAAGCAGCUGUCGCUCUUGGAACAGCAAUUCGAAGUGCUCAAGUGGGAAUAUGAAGUGCUACAAGUGAGGUUCGAUCGCGUGUUUAAAGAAAGGGACGAAUUGAAAUCAAGGUUCUCAAGAGCUGUUCUUGAAGUGCAACAAAGAGCUUCCUUGAAAACUGCCCUUCUAGAAGCCAAGUUGAAAAACUUAGAAGGUCGCGACUUGAAUCCAAGGGAAAUACAUGAAUUAUUAAAAAUGAAAGACAACCAAGUGGAGGAUCUACGUUACGAAGCUGCACGUCUGAGAAAAGCUCAUGAUGAUCUCCUUGCCACUUACGAAGCCAAGUUGACAAAAUUGGGAGUUCCGCUUGAAGAAUUGGGGUUCAAGCCACUGAAAGCCGUAGCGGUGGCAGGAGUCUCCCCUGUGAUUGGUCAGUGCCCGGCAGGGUUGGUGGCGAAGGAGCAGAUUUAG
Messenger RNA from Pararge aegeria (speckled wood butterfly), 1472 nucleotides. RefSeq names its product dynein regulatory complex subunit 4 (gene Gas8). The transcript is spliced from 9 exons. Gene Ontology annotation, cellular component: motile cilium; Golgi apparatus; microtubule. The coding region runs from base 165 to 1472 and encodes 435 amino acids. Gene Ontology annotation, biological process: cell motility. The record is from RefSeq and is a predicted model, not a curated record. Gene Ontology annotation, molecular function: small GTPase binding; microtubule binding. Lineage: Eukaryota; Metazoa; Arthropoda; Insecta; Lepidoptera; Nymphalidae.